GGUCCCGCAACUGGAAUUGAAUCUUUAGCAAUCACGAAGAACAAAGAGGUCACUAGGGUUGUGGGCCAAGAUGUCCCAAAGAGGCAGCGAAGUCCUUACAGUCAAGUGGAGCAAGGAGGAGGAUGAUCUACUUGCUCAGGCUGUUGCCAAAUACGGACAGAAAUGGGACUUGGUUCAGAAAGCGUUGCCAUCGAGGGGAUAUCACCAAGUUCGGCAACGAUGGCUUCGCAAGCUAGGGGUCUUCGACAGCAAGCCAGACUUGUCUUCAUUCCAAACUGGUAGCUUCCCAUCUGCCUCGCGUUUAGGAGAAACGCCAGGAUCACCUGUUACAGCUGAACCUCCUCCAAAUCCGAAGCUAGGACUUGCUCCUUUGAGCAGUGAACUUGCUUUUUCGUCGUUUUUAUCUGGAAGAGCGGAAAGUCGAUCGUUGUAGCAAAAUUAUAGUUGCUUUGGUAAUUGCUGACACUAUUGUACCUUACUGUUCAUUACUAGUGGCACCCGCCGGUCAUAGUGUAAUUGGUAAUUGUUGUGCGGGUAUUAUGUAGCAGUUGCUUGAUUUUUAUCGGAAUGUAAUGAAGAACGCGACAUUUGGGUGACUGCGAGUUGUGCUACUGGCCGCGGCUAAUUCUGGGCAUCGUGGAGAGAAG
Molecule: messenger RNA, 647 nt
Organism: Suillus fuscotomentosus
Lineage: Eukaryota; Fungi; Basidiomycota; Agaricomycetes; Boletales; Suillaceae
Exons: 3
Coding region: 71-433 (120 amino acids)
Source: RefSeq, a predicted model, not a curated record